GCUGACUCGAUGGCCGUGGAGAUUUGGAAUGUGGACUAUGCGGAGGCCGCCAUCACGCGCGCCCGUGCCACGGCGGGACGGCGCAAGCUGCGGCACGUGGUGGCGGAUCUACGUGCGUUGCCGGAAGAGACCUUCCGAGAAAAGAGCUUCGAUGUAGUCGUGGAUAAAGGGACCAUGGAUGCCUUGUUCUGUGCAGGUCCCAGCUCGGUGCAGCGCUUCACGGCGGAACUGCGCCGUGUGCUGCGGCCCGGUGGCAUGGUGCUGCUGAUGUCGGGCGUGGCCACUGGUGAGGAGAUCCUGGAGAUCUUCCGGAACUGGACCACGGUGCUGGAUGGCUCGCCAUAUAUUACCGAGGAGGGUGAGGCAAGCAUCAAUCUUCGUUCACGGCUCUUUGUUUUCCUUCGACCACGAGAUGACGACGAUACAGGGCGACAGAGGCACCCAGCAUCGGAGCCAUAGGGUGGCCGAGGAGUUGUGAGAGGUCACAGUGACCAGCGCCUGAGAAAAAGUCGCCCAUGAAGCGAAAGUG
Cladocopium goreaui is the source of this 529-nucleotide messenger RNA. Lineage: Eukaryota; Dinophyceae; Suessiales; Symbiodiniaceae. The record is from the annotation of a GenBank genome assembly.